AUGUUGUUGCGUUUUGUGUUGUGUGUGAUCACUUUGCUUGUGAGCAUUGGCUGUGCUUGUGUAACGGCGGCUGAAGGUGGUGGUGCUUCUGCUCUUGCUACCCCUUCUCAACCUGAUUCUGAUAAUUGUAUUCAAGAUUCUACUGAUGGUUCUGAAUGUCCUCCUAAACGUAUACAACCUGAAGAUCAUUCUAAAAAUUGUGAGGGUAGUACUGCAGGAGAUCAAUGCCCUAAAAGGGAAGAAGCCAUUGAAAGUAGUGCUGCUUUGGGGCGUGAAGAUGUGAGGAGCCGUUCUUCUGCGCUUGAGGCAAGGAGAGAUGGAUUGAAUAAUGGAGUUUCGCAAAACGGUGCAAAUACACUGCAGAAAGAAAAUGAAGCAGGUAAGAAUUUAGUUACUGUUGAUCGCAACAGUCAAACCCACGAAGAAGUUAAUGAGGUAAAACCACCACUACCUGCAGAGGAGACUCCCCAUAGAGGACCUAAUCAAUCAGAAGCUCAUGUACAGGUCCAAGCGCAACAAAGCGCACAAGAAGGAGUCACUGCUUCUCCUCAAACGGAAGAGAUCAGCACAGUGGUCAGCAAACCUACGAACACAAGAACAGAAGAGACUUCAAGGAAUGAUAAUACUCUUAAUACGGAAUCCUCACCUCCAACAAAUCCACAACCACAAGAAAACAGUGAAUUGCAAUCAUCUGUCAUUGCUAGUGCUGAGACUCCUGCAUCAACUUCACCGGCGGAAACUGAAAACACAAAUGCAUCUGAUAAUACAAAUGCUGGGAGUGCCAGUACACCUGCAGAGAGUGAGUCAUCAAACAACCAAGAAGGUGAUGCGGUAAAUACAGCUACAACCACCACCACCACCACAACAACAACAACAAUUCCUCCUGAACUCACAAACAACAAGAAGGGUGAUGCA
Molecule: messenger RNA, 915 nt
Organism: Trypanosoma theileri
Lineage: Eukaryota; Euglenozoa; Kinetoplastea; Trypanosomatida; Trypanosomatidae
Exons: 1
Source: RefSeq, a predicted model, not a curated record